AUGGUGGCCAUACCCCCCCCGCAAUUGAUGGUGGCCUCGGCGGAGCAGCUGGCGGCCGCGCAGGUGCCCCUGGAGCAGAGGGACUUCUGCGCCCACCGGCUGCUGCUGCUGAUGCGGUGCCAGCGCGACGCGUUCCCGGCCACGCCGCGGUGCCCGCGCGAGCGCCCCGGCCAGCGCGACGCGUUCCCGGCCACGCCGCGGUGCCAGCGCGAGCGCCACGCGUGGGACCUGUGCCAGCACCACGACUACGUGAUGCGCAUGAAG
Tinamus guttatus (white-throated tinamou) is the source of this 264-nucleotide messenger RNA. NCBI's taxonomy places the organism in Eukaryota, Metazoa, Chordata, Aves, Tinamiformes, Tinamidae. The record is from RefSeq and is a predicted model, not a curated record.